AGGGGCGUAUAUGGCGGCGACGCUGCUGUCGGCCCUGGCUGCUAGGCUCUCCCAGUCGGCGGCCGCCCGCUCCUACGGCGUCUUCUGCAAGGGGCUGACCCGCACCCUCCUCAUCUUCUUCGACCUGGCCUGGAAACUCCGCAUCAACUUCCCUUAUUUGUACAUUGUCGCCUCCAUGAUGCUCAACGUCAGGCUGCAGGUUCAUAUUGAGAUCCACUAACUUGUGACUUAUGCUGCUGCUCCAAGGUGUCCCAGCGUCCCCUGCAGUUCUGUACGAUGCAGAGUUUACAGGAGAGGCAUGCCUUGCGGAUCUCUUGCGUGAACUUGGAAAAG
This is a messenger RNA of Euleptes europaea (tarantolino), 333 nucleotides long. RefSeq names its product small integral membrane protein 10-like protein 2A (gene SMIM10L3). The record is from RefSeq and is a predicted model, not a curated record. Lineage: Eukaryota; Metazoa; Chordata; Lepidosauria; Squamata; Sphaerodactylidae. The transcript has 2 exons. The coding region runs from base 11 to 220 and encodes 69 amino acids.